CAGAUUGAGGAUGGCGGCGAGCCCCGCGGGACUGAGGGGCCACCUGGUCUGCUUCCUGGCCCUCCUGUUGCGAGAACUUCCCCGGGCGAGGGCAGAUGGCCUUGUGGAUGUGCUCCAGGCGUUUGGUGUGCGGGAGGGCAAGAAUGGGGUCACCAUCGCUGCUGGCAUCUGCACUCAGAGGAAUGGAUCGGAGGAAACUGACCUGGCCUUCCGCCUGGAGAAUCACACUCAUUUCAUCACCCCCACCAGGCAGCUCUUCCCUGAUGGCCCCUUCCCAGUGGACUUUUCAAUAUUAGCCACAAUGAGAGCACUCAAAGGCAGCCAAUCUUUUUUGUUUUCCCUGCAUGAUGAACGUGGUGUACAGCAGCUUGGUGUAGAGAUUGGACGUUCCCCCGUCUUUCUCUAUGAAGACCAGCUGGGUUUCCCAGCUCCUGAGGAUUAUCCUCAUUUUCACAGAGUCAACUUGGCUGAUGGCAAAUGGCACCGCAUUGCUCUGAGUGUGAAAGGUGAAAGCGUAUCUUUGAACAUCGACUGUGAAGAUGCUAUAACGUUGCCCUUGAAGCGAAGCAAGCAGCCAGUUGUCAGUAUUGAUGGGGUCACCUUGCUUGGGGCACGUCGACCAGAUGAAGACAUUUUUGAGGGUGAUCUCCAACAAUUACUGCUUGUGCCAGAUCCAGCAGCUGCUGCCCAAUAUUGCCAGGAUUACAUGCCUGAUUGCAACAGACAGCUCAUCUACAAAUUGCAGACCCAGGAUGCAGAAGAGAACAUCCCACAGAGGAAGGGAAAGAAGGGCAAAGGCAAAGGAAGGGGCAAGGGCAGGAAGAAAGGUAGAGGCAAGAAGAAGAGAAACAAAGAGUCCCUCGAGAAGUCCUCGCUCAGUCCAACCUCAGGCGAGAAUGAGAUUCCAACAGAUAUUACUCCAAUGAAGGCAGCUACUGAGUUCUGGGGAAAGGAUCCUGAUGCAGAGCUUGGCAUCCUCACUUCUAGCACUAUGACAGCCAACUUCAACCUUACACACAAUUAUGAGGACUUUCUUGGAGAAGAGUAUUUAAUCAAUGAAAAUAGAGACUUGAAUGCCAAUGACACUUACAGAGCAUUUGAUGAGAGACUUGACAAUAAAGAUUAUGAGGACUACUAUGACCGACGAGGGGCCAGUGAAGCAGAGCACUAUGAUCCAGCUGAGCACAUUGAAGCCACCAUCCUACUUCCUGAGCAGCAACCAAAUCUGAAGGGACAGAAAGGGGAGGCAGCGGUCAUCGAACCUGGUAUGGUUUUUGAAGGGCCAGCUGGAUAUCGGGGUCCACAGGGAGAGAUGGGUCCAAUAGGAUCACCAGGGCCACCGGGAUUUCCAGGAGAUCCUGGCGAGCGGGGACCACCAGGCCUCCCAGGCCUUCCAGGAGCUGAUGGGCUACGUGGACCUCCUGGGACAAUGAUCAUGUUGCCAUUCCAGUUUCGUGGUGAUUUACUUAAAGGACCUUCAGUAUCUUUCCAGGAGGCCCAGGCUCAGGCUAUUUUACAGCAAGCCAAGCUUUCCAUGAAAGGGCCUCCUGGCCCAAUGGGACUCACGGGAAGGCCAGGACCACUAGGUCUACCAGGAAAAUCAGGACAAAAAGGGGAUUCGGGUGAUUCCGGACCCCAGGGUCCCCCUGGGAUACAGGGACCAAUUGGACCCCCAGGGAAAAUUGGCAAGAGGGGUCGUUCAGGAGCUGAUGGCGGCAGAGGACUCCCAGGAGAAACAGGACCCAAGGGUGACAGGGGCUUUGAUGGUCUCCCAGGACUCCCUGGAGAAAAGGGAAACAGAGGAGAUAUAGGGAAGCCAGGCCUACCUGGACCUCCUGGAAAUGACGGUUCUAAGGGCUCUGAAGGUGUUCAAGGGCCCAGAGGACAGCCUGGGGAAGCUGGUGUACGUGGUUUGCCAGGCUCGCGAGGUAAUCCUGGUUCUUCCGGACAGACGGGUAUUACUGGUAUUGAUGGUGUUCCUGGACAUAAGGGCAACAUGGGUAUUCCAGGUGAACCAGGCCCACCUGGGCAACAAGGAAACCCAGGAUCUCACGGCUUGCCUGGUCCUCAGGGCCCCAUUGGGCUUCCAGGAGAAAAGGGUCCACCAGGAAAACCAGGAAUACCAGGACUGGCUGGAAUGGAUGGACCUCCGGGUCAUCCUGGAAGAGAAGGGCCAGCUGGAGAGAAAGGAACUCAGGGUCCAUCUGGUGCAGCAGGACCAGUUGGUUACCCAGGUCCACGAGGAGUCAAGGGGGCAUUUGGAAUAAGGGGCCUAAAAGGCAGCAAAGGUGAGAAGGGUGAAGAUGGAUUCCCCGGCUUCAAAGGUGAUAUGGGGCCCAAAGGCGAUUGGGGUGAUGCUGGCCCACUGGGCAUACGGGGUGAAGAUGGCCCCGAGGGGCUGAAAGGACAGGUGGGACCUACUGGGGAAGCAGGUCCUUCUGGCCUAGCUGGUGAGAAGGGCAAAUUGGGUGUGCCAGGGUUGCCAGGUUAUCCUGGCCGCCAAGGACCCAAGGGUUCGACUGGAUUCCCAGGGGCCCUAGGCCUCAUUGGAGAAAAAGGCAAACGAGGAAAAGCUGGUCAGGCAGGGCAGACUGGACAGCGUGGGCCUCCGGGUAUUCCUGGUGAACGUGGUUUGCCAGGACCUACAGGGAAACCGGGAUCAAAGGGUGACUCUGGCCAUGAUGGCUCCCCAGGAAAUGUAGGAGAAAAGGGGCCCAAUGGGCCACAGGGGUCCAAUGGAUUCCCAGGAUCAAAGGGACCGCCAGGUCCUGUAGGAAAAGAUGGUCUACCAGGACAUCCAGGCCAGCGUGGUGAGCCAGGAUUUCAUGGCAAAACUGGCCCACCAGGGCCAACAGGAGUUGUGGGGCCACAGGGAAACACGGGGGAAACUGGUCCUAUGGGGGAGAGAGGCCACCCAGGCUCCCCUGGUCCUUCUGGAGAACAAGGCCUGCCUGGUAUUGCUGGUAGGGAAGGUGCCAAGGGUGAUCCUGGACCUAGUGGCAUCCCAGGCAUUCCAGGUCCUACUGGAAUUAGAGGCUUCACAGGAGCCCGUGGUCCUGUUGGAGAGAAAGGACCAAUUGGGCUGAAAGGAGCAGAAGGGCCACUUGGUCCAGCAGGCUCCAUGGGUCCUCCUGGGGAGCGAGGUCCCUCUGGAGCAGCUGGAGGCAUUGGACUUCCAGGAAGAGGGGGUAAUCCUGGACCACCUGGACCUGCAGGGGAGAAAGGAGCACCGGGUGAUCGAGGACCAAUGGGUCCAUCUGGUCAUGAUGGAAUCCCAGGUCCAGUGGGGCUUCCAGGCCCAGCUGGGCCUCCAGGACUUGCCGGAGAAGACGGUGACAAAGGAGAAAUGGGUAGCCCAGGACAGAAGGGAAGCAAGGGCGAGAAAGGAGAUGCGGGUCCCCCAGGACCAACCGGGAUGCAGGGUCCUAUUGGGCCUCCAGGACUUCCUGGAGCUGAUGGGGAACCUGGGCGCCGAGGGCAGCAGGGCAUGUUUGGCCAAAAAGGAGAUGAAGGUCCCCGCGGUUUUCCAAGUGUCAAUGGCCCACCUGGGUUACAGGGAAUGCCAGGACUCCCAGGUGAGAAGGGCGAAAGUGGUGAAACUGGGCUAAUGGGCCCACCUGGAGCUCCAGGGGCCCGAGGCCCACAAGGUCCCAGUGGUGGAGAUGGCCCACCAGGUCAGCGUGGUGGGGUAGGCCAGCCUGGUGCCGUUGGUGAAAAGGGUGAGCCAGGUGAAGCAGGGGAUCCUGGACCACCAGGGGAGCCAGGCCUACAAGGAGUGAAAGGUGAUGUUGGUGAAAAAGGAGAUUCUGGCCAGUCUGGAGCAGCAGGGCCACCUGGAAAAAAAGGCCCCCUGGGAGAAGAUGGGUCCAAAGGGAACAUGGGUCCGAUAGGAUUCCCUGGUGACCCAGGUCCAACCGGAGAUCCUGGUCCUCCUGGCCUAGAUGGAAUUUCUGGUGAGAAAGGUGAUGUGGGCGAUCCAGGACUUCCGGGUCCACCUGGAGCUUUGGGGGAACCAGGUCCUCCUGGGCCACCAGGGAAGAGGGGACCUUUUGGGCAAGCUGGACGUGAAGGUCGACAGGGUGAGAAAGGGACCAAGGGUGAAUCUGGUAUAGAAGGUCCCUCAGGGAAAAUGGGGCCUGUGGGCCCACAAGGGCCUCCAGGCCAACCUGGUUCAGAAGGUCUGCGUGGAAUUCCUGGUGCAGCAGGUGAACCUGGUCUACUGGGAGCUCCAGGACAGGCAGGGCCCCCAGGUCCCAUGGGUCCUGCGGGGCUCCCUGGUCUCAAAGGUGAUUCUGGCUACAAGGGAGAGAAGGGUCAUGCAGGACUCAUUGGGUUGAUUGGUCCUCCAGGUGAGAUGGGUGAAAAAGGUGACCAGGGGCUGCCAGGGAACCAGGGAACACCAGGCACUAAAGGCGACCCUGGUAACACUGGACCUCAUGGUCCUCCAGGCCCACCUGGAUCUCCCGGCCUCUUAGGCCCUCUGGGACAAAAAGGCAACAAGGGGUCUUUGGGACCUAUUGGACCAAAAGGUGAUCCAGGACCACGAGGGACACCAGGACCACCAGGCCGUCCUGCUGAACUGCAGAAUCCAAUGCCCAUGGGAAGUCGGCGCACAAGCCGCCAAGACUGGGAGGUUGAAGAACAGAGGGAUGCUCCAGUGGAAGGGGGUAUUGAUCCUGAUGCUGAUGGGCUGGCAGAAGUCCUGGCAGCCCUGAGCUCUCUACGCGAUGAGGUGGAGCAAAUGCGAUGCCCACUCGGCACCCUGGAGAGUCCAGCCAGGGUCUGCAAGGAGCUUCAGUUUUGUCAUGCUCAUCUCAAAGAUGGUGAAUACUGGAUUGAUCCAAACCAGGGAUGCAGCCGAGAUGCCUUCAAAGUUUACUGUAAUUUCACAGCUGGUGGAGAAACCUGCUUAUUCCCUGACAAGAAAUUUGAGGCUGUACGACUUGCCGCCUGGAGCAAGGAGCAACCAGGAAGUUGGUUCAGCACUUUCAAAAGGGGCAAAAAGUUCUCCUAUGUGGAUGCAGAUGGCAACCCUGUGCUGGUCACUCAACUCACAUUCCUGCGCCUGCUGAGUGCUGUUGCCCGGCAGAACUUCACCCUCCUCUGCCAAAAUAUGGCUGCUUGGUAUGAAGCUGACACCAGCAACCACAUGAAGGCGCUGCAUUUUCGGGCUUUCAAUGAUGUGGAGUUGAUGCACAACAGCACAGAAACUCCCAUCCAUGCCUUGUAUGAUGGCUGCCAGGUACGUAAAGGACAGGAGCGGACAGUUCUACAAGUAGUGACGCAACAUGUGGAGCAUCUACCAUUGGUUGAUGUGGCUGUUCAAGAUUUUGGAGAAACCAAUCAAAAGUUUGGCUUUGAGCUCGGCCCGGUCUGCUUCAGUGGCUGAGCCCUCCAAAGAUGGACACUCCCUCUAGACCAUGUUGGACCACCUCUAGAAAAGGGAGAACU
Molecule: messenger RNA, 5451 nt
Organism: Notechis scutatus (mainland tiger snake)
Lineage: Eukaryota; Metazoa; Chordata; Lepidosauria; Squamata; Elapidae
Source: RefSeq, a predicted model, not a curated record